Messenger RNA from Dipodomys spectabilis (banner-tailed kangaroo rat), 2260 nucleotides. It is a transcript of the gene Lctl, whose product is annotated as lactase like. Lineage: Eukaryota; Metazoa; Chordata; Mammalia; Rodentia; Heteromyidae. Gene Ontology annotation, molecular function: beta-glucosidase activity. Gene Ontology annotation, biological process: carbohydrate metabolic process. The coding region runs from base 1 to 1704 and encodes 567 amino acids. The transcript has 13 exons. The record is from RefSeq and is a predicted model, not a curated record.
AUGAAGCCACGGUGGGUGCUCACUCUGUGGUGUGUGCUCCCGCUGGUACCUGGGCUGGGAGCCACAAGCAAGAGGUCCCCAGAAGAUGCCUCCUUCUACUAUGGAACUUUCCCGCCUGGCUUCUCCUGGGGUGUGGGCAGUUCUGCCUACCAGAUGGAGGGCGCCUGGGACCAGGACGGGAAAGGAGCUAGCAUCUGGGACGCCUUCACGCACAGCGGGCCAGGGAAGGUGCUCGGGGACAGCACGGCAGACGAGGCCUGCGAUGGCUACUACAAGGUUCAGGAGGACAUAGUUCUGCUUCGGGAGCUUCAAGUUACUCACUACCGAUUCUCCUUGUCUUGGCCCCGGCUCCUGCCCACCGGCAUCCGAGCUGAGCAGGUGAAUGAGAAAGGGAUCAAGUUCUACAGCAAUGUGAUCGAUGCCCUGCUGAAGAGCAACAUCACCCCCAUCGUCACCUUGUACCACUGGGACCUGCCGCAGCUGCUCCAGGUCAAAUAUGGUGGGUGGCAGAAUGUAAGCAUGGCCGGCUACUUCAGCGACUAUGCCAACCUGUGCUUUGAGGCCUUUGGGGACCGAGUGAAGCACUGGGUCACUUUCAGCGAUCCUCGGGCGAUGGUGGAGAAGGGCUACGAGACGGGCCACCACGCUCCAGGCCUGAGGCUGCCCGGCACCGGCCUGUACAAGGCAGCACACCACAUCCUCAAGGCCCACGCCCAAGCCUGGCAUGCUUACAACACCACGUGGCGCAGCAAGCAGCAUGGUGUGGUGGGGAUUUCACUGACCUGUGACUGGGGGGAGCCUGUGGACAUGAACAGACUCAAGGACCUAGAAGCAGCUGAGAGAUACCUACAAUUCUGCCUGGGCUGGUUUGCCAACCCCAUUUAUGCGGGUGAUUAUCCCCAAGUCAUGAAGGAUCAUAUUGGAAGGAAGAGCGCAGAGCAAGGGCUGGAGAUGUCCCGGCUGCCCGAGUUCUCCCUCCAGGAGAAGAGCUACAUGAAAGGCACAGCUGACUUCCUGGGACUGGGUCACUUUACAACAAGAUACAUCACGGAAAGGCACUUCCCUUCCCGCCAGGGACCCAGCUACCACAACGACCGUGACUUAAUAGAGUUUGUUGACCCCACCUGGCCAGAUCUGGGGUCCAAAUGGCUCUAUUCUGUGCCCUGGGGAUUUAGGAGGCUCCUGAACUUUGCUCAGACCCAAUAUGGCAGUCCCCCCAUUUACGUGAUGGAAAACGGAGCCCCUCAGCAGUCGCAUUGCACUCAGCUGUGUGAUGAGUGGAGAAUCCAGUACCUCAGAGGCUACAUUAACGAAAUGCUGAAAGCUAUCAAAGAUGGAGUUAAUAUAAAAGGGUACAUUUCCUGGUCUCUGCUGGAUGAGUUUGAAUGGGAGAGAGGCUACGCAGAUAGAUACGGAUUCUACUACGUUGAAUUUAACAUCAGGAAUAAGCCUCGCUAUCCCAAGGCUUCAGUUCAAUACUACAAGAAAAUUAUCAUGGCCAAUGGAUUUCCGAAUCCUCGAGAGGUGGAAAGUUGGCGCCUUGAAGCCUUGGAAACUUGCUCUAUCAACAACCAGAGGCUUGCUACAGAGCCCCUGCGCCGCCACCUGCACCUGCUUUCGGAGAUCGUGGUUCCCACGGUGUGCGUCCUCUGUGUGCUCACUGCCGCCCUGCUGCUCAUGCUCCUCCUCUCCUGCCACCGCUGACGUCACCCUAUUGCCUCCCCCUCCCCCCCCAAACGGUGCCUAUAUGUCCGUUUGCAGUCUGUGAGAAUUACUUGUUCCUUUCUUUCCCCCCCCCGCCCCGCCCUCUUUUUGGUUUGUGCUGAGAUUUAAGAAUUAGAAAAUAAAAGUAAGCAUGGAUAAAAUAAAAAGCAUCUGGAAUUUCACUUUUCCAAAAGUCAGUGUUAUUAUUUCUGCUAUAUAUUACGCAUGGAUUUUCAUUUUAUAAAAAUAAGACCACAGCGUAGAGUUCUGUGACUGUAAUUUGUACAUUUGUCCAGCAAGAUUGGCUUAAGGCAUAGACAGCUACCAUCUCAGCACUGUCCUACGGUGUAGACUAUUAGCCAACCAGGAAAAGGGGUUACUAGUAGGCCAGUAAGUGAGCAUACACACUUUACUGAGAGAAAUUACUUGUGCUAAGUUUAUUCUUUAACCAGUGAGAUAGUGCAAAGAAGCAUUAUAGACUAUCAAAAACAAUUUAUUAAAAUAAACAUUAGGGGCUGGGAAGGUGGCUCAGUGGUAGAGCGCUUGCCUUGCAUGC